Molecule: messenger RNA, 6762 nt
Organism: Cavia porcellus (domestic guinea pig)
Lineage: Eukaryota; Metazoa; Chordata; Mammalia; Rodentia; Caviidae
Gene: Slc12a6
Product: solute carrier family 12 member 6
Exons: 26
Coding region: 399-3851 (1150 amino acids)
Biological process (GO): chemical synaptic transmission; potassium ion import across plasma membrane; cell volume homeostasis
Cellular component (GO): plasma membrane
Molecular function (GO): potassium:chloride symporter activity
Source: RefSeq, a predicted model, not a curated record
CCCUCCAUUCUCCAUCCGUAGUGUCGUUAUUCCUCCCGUUAUGCGUGCGCACCUCUUGCACCAGACCCGAGUGGACUCUCAACCUCAAAAACAUCAGGUGGCUCUGCGCACACCUCCUCUCAGCCAGACCUGUGGGGUAUUCACCUGAUACACAACAGGUGGCCGGGUGCGCAUCUUUCCGCGAUCUGCUCCCUACUGGGUUCACCUGCUCUGGGUGGGCCUGCACGCACUUAGCUCAGCUGGAGUCGUGUGACACUCAUCAGAUAAAGGAACCUGGGGUCUGGGGAAGGAGCUGCCUGGCAGGAACCUAGGGUUUGGGCAAAUCUUCACCCGCUGCUGUGAGACCAUGGCACUGCGCCCCUAACUCUGGACCAGGGGACAUAGCUAGGAAAGGAAACAUGCAUCCUCCUGAAACCACCACAAAGAUGGCUUCGGUUCGGUUCAUGGUGACACCAACAAAGAUCGAUGACAUUCCCGGUUUGUCAGACACUAGCCCAGACCUCAGCUCGAGAUCUAGUUCCCGUGUACGAUUUAGCUCCAGGGAAAGUGUGCCAGAAACAAGCCGUAGCGAGCCUAUGAGUGAGAUGUCUGGGGCCACCACAUCUCUAGCAACUGUUGCCCUGGAUCCUGCCAGUGACCGGACUUCCAACCCCCAGGAUGUCACCGAGGACCCGAGUCAGAACUCCAUCACAGGGGAGCACAGCCAGCUCUUAGAUGAUGGACGUAAGAAAGCUCGAAAUGCUUAUCUCAGUAAUUCCAAUUAUGAAGAAGGAGAUGAAUAUUUUGACAAAAAUUUGGCACUCUUCGAGGAAGAAAUGGACACCAGACCAAAGGUGUCUUCUCUCCUCAAUCGCAUGGCCAAUUACACUAACCUGACACAGGGGGCAAAGGAACAUGAAGAGGCAGAAAACAUCACUGAAGGGAAGAAGAAGCCGACCAAGACCCCCCAGAUGGGUACCUUCAUGGGUGUGUACCUUCCAUGUCUACAAAAUAUUUUUGGUGUGAUCCUCUUUCUACGCCUUACCUGGGUGGUGGGCACGGCUGGAGUCCUUCAGGCCUUUGCAAUUGUCCUUAUCUGCUGCUGCUGUACAAUGUUGACUGCUAUCUCCAUGAGUGCCAUUGCCACUAAUGGAGUGGUACCAGCUGGAGGCUCAUACUUUAUGAUUUCCCGGGCUCUGGGUCCAGAGUUUGGUGGAGCUGUUGGUCUCUGCUUUUAUCUUGGUACCACAUUUGCAGCAGCCAUGUACAUCCUUGGUGCCAUUGAAAUUUUUCUGGUGUACAUCGUCCCCCGGGCUGCCAUCUUUCACAGUGACGAUGCCCUCAAGGAGUCAGCAGCCAUGCUGAAUAACAUGCGUGUCUAUGGCACAGCCUUCUUGGUCCUCAUGGUAUUGGUGGUGUUCAUUGGCGUGCGCUACGUGAACAAGUUUGCCUCGCUUUUCCUGGCCUGUGUCAUUGUGUCCAUCUUGGCAAUCUAUGCUGGAGCCAUCAAGUCUUCUUUUGCACCCCCACACUUCCCGGUCUGCAUGCUGGGUAACCGCACUCUUUCAUCAAGACACAUUGAUGUUUGCUCUAAGAUCAAGGAAGUUAACAACAUGACCGUACCAUCAAAGUUAUGGGGCUUCUUCUGUAACUCCAGUCAGUUUUUCAAUGCCACCUGUGAUGAGUACUUUGUUCACAAUAAUGUCACUUCAAUCCAGGGUAUUCCCGGCUUGGCCAGUGGUAUCAUCACUGAGAACCUUUGGAGUAAUUAUCUGCCUAAAGGAGAGAUUAUUGAAAAGCCCUCAGCCAAAUCAUCGGACGUCCUGGGAAACUUAAAUCAUGAAUAUGUGCUUGUUGACAUUACCACCUCUUUCACUCUUCUGGUGGGGAUAUUCUUUCCCUCUGUCACAGGUAUCAUGGCUGGAUCAAAUAGGUCCGGAGAUCUGAAAGAUGCUCAGAAGUCUAUUCCCAUCGGAACGAUCCUUGCCAUCCUGACCACAUCUUUUGUCUAUUUAAGCAAUGUUGUCCUUUUUGGGGCGUGUAUUGAAGGGGUUGUUCUCAGAGACAAGUUUGGGGAUGCCGUGAAAGGUAACUUGGUCGUGGGCACCUUGUCCUGGCCAUCCCCGUGGGUGAUUGUCAUUGGCUCCUUCUUUUCAACAUGUGGGGCUGGACUUCAGAGCCUCACAGGCGCACCAAGGCUGUUACAGGCUAUUGCCAAGGAUAACAUCAUACCAUUCCUGAGGGUUUUCGGUCACAGCAAAGCCAAUGGGGAGCCUACCUGGGCUCUACUUCUGACUGCUGCCAUCGCAGAGCUGGGAAUCCUUAUUGCCUCUCUGGAUCUCGUGGCCCCGAUUCUCUCCAUGUUUUUUCUCAUGUGUUACCUGUUUGUGAACUUGGCAUGUGCUUUGCAGACAUUACUUCGAACACCCAACUGGAGACCCCGAUUCCGCUACUACCACUGGGCCCUGUCUUUCAUGGGAAUGAGUAUCUGUCUGGCUCUGAUGUUCAUUUCUUCCUGGUAUUAUGCCAUUGUAGCAAUGGUAAUAGCUGGCAUGAUCUACAAGUACAUUGAGUACCAGGGAGCUGAGAAAGAAUGGGGUGAUGGCAUCCGUGGGCUGUCACUCAGUGCAGCCAGGUUUGCUUUGCUUCGGCUGGAGGAAGGACCUCCACACACUAAAAACUGGAGGCCUCAGCUGCUCGUAUUGCUGAAACUAGAUGAAGACUUACAUGUCAAGCAUCCUCGCCUCCUUACAUUUGCGUCCCAGCUGAAAGCCGGAAAGGGUCUCACAAUUGUGGGCUCUGUCAUCGUGGGGAACUUCUUAGAGAACUACGGUGAAGCUCUAGCUGCUGAGCAGACCAUUAAGCACCUAAUGGAAGCAGAGAAGGUAAAAGGGUUCAGCCAGCUGGUGGUUGCUGCCAAGCUUCGAGAGGGCAUUUCCCACCUCAUCCAGUCCUGUGGCCUCGGGGGCAUGAAGCACAACACAGUGGUGAUGGGAUGGCCUAAUGGUUGGCGCCAGAGUGAAGAUGCCCGCGCCUGGAAAACUUUCAUUGGCACAGUUCGAGUGACAACUGCUGCUCAUCUUGCUCUGUUGGUGGCUAAAAAUGUCUCCUUCUUUCCCAGCAAUGUGGAGCAAUUUUCUGAGGGCAACAUUGAUGUGUGGUGGAUUGUCCAUGAUGGGGGAAUGCUCAUGCUAUUACCAUUCCUACUGAAACAGCACAAGGUGUGGCGAAAAUGCAGCAUUCGAAUCUUCACAGUAGCUCAACUAGAAGACAACAGUAUUCAAAUGAAGAAGGACCUGGCCACCUUCCUGUAUCACUUGCGCAUUGAGGCAGAGGUAGAAGUGGUGGAAAUGCAUGACAGUGACAUAUCGGCUUACACUUACGAGCGCACUCUGAUGAUGGAGCAGAGGUCCCAGAUGCUCCGGCACAUGCGGCUCUCCAAAACGGAGCGGGACAGAGAGGCCCAGCUGGUAAAAGACCGGAAUUCAAUGUUACGAUUGACCAGCAUAGGUUCUGAUGAGGAUGAAGAGACAGAAACUUACCAAGAGAAGGUACACAUGACUUGGACAAAGGACAAGUACAUGGCAUCCCGGGGGCAAAAAGCCAAAUCGAUGGAAGGAUUCCAGGACCUCCUUAGCAUGCGUCCGGACCAGUCUAAUGUAAGACGGAUGCAUACAGCCGUGAAGCUUAAUGAGGUUAUAGUAAACAAGUCUCAUGAAGCAAAGCUGGUUUUAUUGAAUAUGCCAGGACCACCCCGAAACCCUGAGGGUGAUGAAAACUAUAUGGAGUUCCUAGAAGUGCUCACGGAGGGACUUGAACGAGUUCUCCUUGUCCGUGGUGGUGGCAGUGAAGUGAUCACCAUUUAUUCAUAAUCUACUUCUAAAUGACACUGCUUGGUCUCACCUUUCCCAAAUGGCUUUUAUCCUCCAUUCAAGUGACAGCACUUUCUUACCACUCCCACUCUAGAGGCCUAUGUCUUACACCCAUCAUACUAAACUCAAUGAGCUGGCCUCAAAUCCUUGUGCAAGAGUACAAAUAGAUCGUUUCUGCCUCCCAUAUGAUCUGACAGAAGAAGCAUAUAUUCCCUCAACAUCAAAAGAGUGAUCAAAUCUUGAAAGCCAUUUCUUUACCACUGGAAGACAAGUUAGAAUCUACAAGCUAAGUCAACAGAUGGAAACUCUUCAGCAUCACUGAAGGCAGUAAACGGGAAAAGGGAUGCUAGAAAUUCACCUAAAGACAAAACACAAGCACAUAUCCAGCAUUAAAGAUCAGUCUGAUAAUUAAAGCCCAGAAAUCGUGGUUCCGUGAUACCACAGAGGAAACAGCUAGGUAGACAGCCUCUCCUCACCGGAGAAUUCAUGGCCAAGUAACAUGGAGACCUCUAUCCUUGUGACAGUAAUGUGUAGCAAGCUGAGAUGGAAACCAUCUGUAGCUGAUUUUCUUUAGUGUCUCUACUGCCCUCUAAGACUUAAUUUUAAAUAGGGUAACAAUGUUUAAAACCUGAAAUGUGGCUGCAGGUUCUACUUCUUCAAGAUUCCUCCAAAACACCAGGUUUAAUAUCUAUAUUGUGUCAGUGUAUAUUUCAGCUGUUUGUUUCUAUCAACUCAAAUCCUUUCUGUGGUUGUAACAACACAGGCAGUUUCAUCAUGGCAAUCGUUUGUUAGAAAGUAAAAAUUAUUUCUUUUAGGUUCUUUUUAUAUGGCUGGACUAAGGAAUUUUCAAGGAGUAGCUGUAAGAUUUACUGAAAUACAGUCUAUUGUACCUUUAUGACAAGGGCAAAACAUACAAGCUGUUACAGAAGAAUAAUACAGGUCAGAAUGCACAUUAACCAAGUCUCCUUUCCUUUUUAUGCUGAGUUACGAGGCACAGGUCAAAAAAUACAAAACAAACAGGAUGACUGGCUAAAGUCAUCUUCUGGAGGCUCUGGACUAUCUUUUAAAGGGGAAAUUCAGCUUUAAACUAAAAGUUACAGAGCCAUACUCUUGCCAUGGUGCCAAAGUUAGUGAGCUGCUACUCUCCUUUCUCCUAAAAGUAGCAUACAAACUGGCAUGGGCCCAACUCAAGAAACUUUUCUUCCACCAAGAAACCUACGGCCUCCUCUCCAAAGCCAUAGUUAAGGCUUGAGGCAUUCACCUAAAUGUCCGAAGUUAAGAACAUUUCUCCUUUUCUUUUUGAUUUUAUGACUUAAUGUCUGUAGAAACUUGGCUCUAAACUGAGAUCACCCAAGCCAAUGAGCUUUCGCUGUUUCAUGUUUGUUUUUAGAAAGCUCUAAAUGUGCCAAGGAAGUACUUCAUCAACUUUUUAUUUACUGAUACACAAAACAUUUGACUUACCACGGUGGAGAAAUUUCCUGUGAGGCUGAGCAAUAAUUUCAAGUAUGUGAAAUUUAUAUUUUUUUCUAAGAUAGGAUUUAAGAAACCAUCUUCUUGUCUGUAUUAAUGGCUGCUAUUAAGUUUUACUUUAUUAAUGAUAAGUAAGUGCCACUCUGACUACCUAACAGGAUAUGCAACAAGCUGACUCUUUAAGUAUCACAUGUAAUAUUUGAACCACAACACAGAAGAAAACCUUUCAGUGUAGCUUAAGGAAAUGAGUCAUUUUGAUUUCCCACUUUGGUCUUCUUUCACCUCCAGGCCCACUCAUGGUAGCAACACAGGAUCUUAAGAGACUUUUUUCCUGCUCAUUCCUGCAGAAGGCAGAAAGUUUGUUUACAACUCCCACUGUAACACUCCAUUGUAUAGUUGAGUAUGAGAGAAGAUCCAUACUUUCAAAGUCAGCCUGCCCAGGAAUUUCUCAGCCCUUGGCCAAAGUGCUACAUAUUUCCAUAUAGGAUAAAUAUGAGCAGAAAACAAGGUUAACUUUAGAAGUACUAUUUGUGGUUGGAGGUCUGUAGGAAACCUUUUAAAGGGACAAAUGAAUUGAUGGCUAUUAUCAGAACCACAGUUCUAGUCCAGAAAAUAUAAAAUCACUGUUACAUGGGAAAAUGGUUAUUAGGCCAGAUUUAUACUCAUGUUUGUCUAAAGCAUUUCAUGUCUUUUGCUGCUUGUUGUUUGUCUGCAAAGUGUCUUGUCUGUUAAUCACUGCAAAAUAAAGCAAUACUGAAAACUUGAGAGAGAAUGCACCUUAGGGGAAGGGGCUUUUUUUUUUUCAAGAGGAAAGAUAAAGCUCUUUUCCUCUCUUUUUCAAAGAUCUAGCUUUUAAGUCUUACCUAUGACUUUACCAAGGCAGAUAACACACAUUCUCCUGUUGCUAGCCUUCUGCCUUCUGGUCUGUCUUAAAAGCUGGAGUCUGAACUGCAGCAUCUGCUCAACCAAUGCCAGGUUCCUAUUGGCAGGGAAAAGAUCAUCGCUCUUUUAUCUCCUAAUGCCUCUGAUCCUUGUAGUCCCAAGGAUUCCACCAGUCCUCAUUCCCCCUACAUGUUAAAAAUUCCUUAUUGUGGGUAUUAAAUAACAGUUAUACUGUAAGCGUAUUUAUGUGCUCUUUUUUCUGGUUUUUCUUUUCAUCAUGUAUAAUUUGAAUCAGCAUUACUUUCGCACAUCUUCAAGUGUCUCCAACAGAAUUUUUAUAUCCAGGUUUGUGUUAAUAAAAAAAUAUUAAGGAAAAUAGAUUUAAGGGAAAUUUGUGAAACUUUUUUAAGCAUUGUUCUCAACCAUUUAAUUUAUUGGAAGGAGAUGCUGCUACAGUUCUUGAUUUAGCGGCAACCGUUCUUUUGUUUACAUACAGUUCUGGUUUUAUUUGUUCUGCUCUGUACUGGAAACAUAAAUAAAGUUUUCUACAUUAUUUUCA